This is a messenger RNA of Homo sapiens (human), 574 nucleotides long. RefSeq lists its product as uncharacterized. Lineage: Eukaryota; Metazoa; Chordata; Mammalia; Primates; Hominidae. The record is from RefSeq and is a predicted model, not a curated record. The transcript has 5 exons. The coding region runs from base 118 to 516 and encodes 132 amino acids.
CUCUUCGUCCCCAGUGGCGAGCAAGUCUGUCGGUGGCUCAUCACAGAGCACUGUUUUGGAAAGCGUUCCACCCACCUCAGCUUCGUGCUGUGUUUGGGCCACUAGUCAGGGGGAAGGAUGCUGAGCGACAUGGACUUUAGAGUCAAAGAAGAUGGCCACGGAGACAGCAGCGUGGUCAGAGUGGUAGGAGCCGGCCAUCAGCGAGAGCUGCUCCAUGCCUGGCUGCUGGGUGCUACAGCCUGUGGCCCACUGGCUUGCCUCACUGUGGUUGGUGGUGGCGGUGACAGAGACUGCAGCACGACCAAAGUGGCUUUUCUGGCUUUGCCCGCCCAGCUGCUCCAUGCCAGGAGGAGGAGGAGACACCUAGAGCCUGCGACACCACGGCUCGCCUCGCUGCGGGAGGGUGGCAUCAACGGAGACUGCAGUGCACCAGAGUGCCCCCACAUCACCCAACCAACCAGCAGAGAUCCUCCUUCCCAAGAAACAGAUAAAGAAACUGAGGCCCAGGAAGGCUAAGAGUCCUGCCAGGAUUAUUCACCUUUCAAGCAGCCAAGCAAGCACUGGCUGUGAGAGA